AUCGACUGCAACAGAGUUCUUCGAUGCACACUAGGAAAAGUUCAGUGUCAUUAGCUCUCACCAGACACACGAUGCCGUUCCACAUGGGCGAUGCACAUGUACGCUUCCGGAACACGAUGGAUAACCUGCCACUAUCGAUACACUUUCUUGUUCCUCCGAUAUCCCAAAACAAUGCGCCGGCUGCAGCCUCCCAGUAACGCCAAACUCUAGUUCCGAAUUACUCUUCUUUGUACUUCGGAUGGGAAUGGUGCUCCAAUUGCGAUGGUUCUCUGGCUGCAUGCGUUACCAGUCGCGUUCCCAAUCAUCGUGUCGGCAACUUUCCUUAUUCCCCCGGUCAGCCCAAAUGCGCCGGUCGCAGGUUUACGGCAGAGCUACUGCAUUCGUACGAUUACGCCUUCCAUGUGGCAUGCACCCAGGACUUGGGUUCUCAAUAGACAUGGGCAUGGCACCAAAUACGGCAUCUCCCUCGCGGUACCAAUAUUCAGGAUUGCUCACACCACCGUCUAGUGAACGAGGUUUACUGGUCAGACUACCACUUCAUGAUGACAUGAAGCGGUCACCACUGCACGUAGCUCUUUGGGCUUGCUGCUCAACCCCAACGACUGAUAUCAGCUGUUACGCUGAUAUAGUCGUUCCGCGACGCUCCGCGCGGCCCAUCCAUACACGAGGAAGACUACGGGCCGUCUCACACGCGCAACAUAUCACAAGCC
This is a messenger RNA of Alternaria rosae, 710 nucleotides long. RefSeq lists its product as uncharacterized. Bases 262 to 507 code for a protein of 81 amino acids. The record is from RefSeq and is a predicted model, not a curated record. NCBI's taxonomy places the organism in Eukaryota, Fungi, Ascomycota, Dothideomycetes, Pleosporales, Pleosporaceae. The transcript has a single exon.